GUGGGACUCUUUAUGUGUCCCUGUUGUGUGUGCUGCAGUGACAGUGGGAGCGAAUGUGUGCCUGUGAAUGUAGGGGUGUGGAAAAAAGAGGGAGGGAGAGAGAGAGAGAGAGAGAGAGAAAGCGAGUAGCUAGAAAGAGAUAGAGCACAUACACAAGGCAGGAGGCGCUCCCUCUAAUCCUGGCUGCGACGCCAAACAGCAUUGCACCGGCUGCUACAAUAGUCUUAAUGGAGACUCAUGCAGACUCUGGUGCUGCAGAGCCACUUAGAGAUCGAGAGUUCCAGAAGCUUCUGAAGUCCUCCAGCUCUGCCAGUCUCACCAGCGAGGCAUCCCACAAUGCCUCAGGAGAGCAUGUCGGAACCCCGUCACAUCAUGGCAGCCAGGUGCUGAUCAUUGAAAAAAGACAGCCUCUCAGCAGUGUGUCCUCUCUGGAGGUACACUUUGACCUCCUGGACCUGACGGAGCUCACAGACAUGUCUGACCAGGAGCUGGGGGAGGUGUUUGCUGAUUCAGAUGAGGAGAAUCACACAGAAUCCCCAGCAAAUCGCCAGCAGCCACCAUUACCUAGAUUUCCACACAGCGGUUACGUCCGCUCUCCCUCCUGGACCCGCGGUGGAAAAGGGGAACAGCAGCCAAGAGAUCGAAAGCACCACAGUGACUCCGAAAACACAGAGCCAAUGUUGAAGAUAGAGCGCUCUCAAUCCCAGCAGCCUUGAGCCAGGGAGAGCUACAGGGGUUUAGGAAGAAAGCAAAGCCCUUGUGUGGAAAGUGGAGGUUCCUUCUCAAGCAAGAAGAUAAGGAACUCCUGGGAUCAACGGACAUGGGGAUACCACCUAAAGAUAAUGCAAUCCCUUUGUCCAUUAUAGACAAGAAGAGAUCUCCAAAAAAGCCGGGGUAAGUGUAGACUCUUCCUCAAGAUGGAACAGACUUCAUCCAACUAGGAUUUUGGGACGCCUCUUUGGGACCGAGUUACUUUCAGUCUUCUCCAUGUGACUACUGCAUAUGGAGAACUUGAAGCAUGAUGUAGAAUUAUGGACAACACUGGCUCCUGCGAAGUGAAUCUAAGGAGCAACUGAGGAACUCCUCAGUGUUUAAAAUCUUCAAGGAACUUUUUAAAGAACACUGCUAUGAUUCGAAGUAGCAACUGUGAUAAGACACAGACAACCUGCAGCAUACUUCAAGACAUGGCAAUGCAUAGAAGUUACAAGAAUUCCCAACAAAAGUGUUCUUUGAGGAGAUUCUGCAUGAAAAUAGGGGGACCCAGAAACAAAGUGAAAAAUCUUGUAAAAAAAUAAAUAAAAAUACUGCCUAAAGGUCCGUUCACACCUAGAACGAUAACUAUAAAGAUAACGAUAUUAGCGUCCACACCAGCGAACGAUAUUGUUUGUGUAUUCUAAGCGGACACGCGUCUGCUGCUUUAAAUUCUCGAGCCCAUUACAGCAGGAUUGAUUCUGAUUGGUUCGCAAUAUUUUUUUCGUUCAUCAGAAAAAAAAAUCGUUCUGAAAGUGAUUCCAACGCUAUCGUUUCUCUGUGCCUUUAUCGUUAUAGUUGUGAUGUGGACUCCGCUAUUCUUUAAUAUUGAGAACGAUUUUUAGAACUAUAUCUUUAUCGUUAUCUUUAUAGUUAUCGUGCUUGGUGUGAACGGGCCUUAAGGCCUGAAACAUAUCCUACGCAGGUACAUGAACGCAGACACUUUGGGGUACACAAGAUUGAUUUCAUACUUCUUUGCAUUUCAUGAUUUGUCAGAACUGAAUUCAUAUUGCAGCAUUUUGCACUGGGUUCUCAUCUUUACUGACAAGAGGGUAUUGACCUAGUAUUGAGUCCAAUCUCAAUAUGGAAGGCCACUUUCCUGUGGACUUGAGCUCAAAUCUGCCCUAACAUAUUGGAUAGGAUUGAUCAACUUUUUGAUGGUAAUUAUCUCCCCCUUAAGUACUGAGGUACUAUGAUAUGUACAGCAGGACCACACAAGCAUUUUGACUGGUGUAGAAUAUGUUUCUGGCCUAACUUAAUGCGAACAGCAUCUGAAGUUGCACUUAAAUUGUUGAAAGGGAGAAUAAUCUUUUAGCAAUAUGUUUUUAGCCACUCUUUAUCAUUAAAUGUCAUUAAUAAUUUCACAUCAAGACAUCAUUCAAAUCGGUCAGUGGUGAUCACCAGUGCACAGUAGGGAAAUAUGCCUGACGAAUUGAAAAAAAGCCACUGGGUGGGAAUUCCAAAUGCAAAUUUGUACAAAUUUCUGGACUCCUAUCAAAGUUGCACUGUUUUUGUCAGCAGGGUUAUUACAGGGUUCAAUGAUGUCAAGCAUGAUCUAUACACAGGGUCACAUUGGAGAAGAAAUUCACAAGCUUCCAGAAUCAUUAACAAGUCUGCCAAAUCAAGGAGGACAGAAAUCUAACGGGAAUAAAUGUGAAAUGACAAAGAUCA
This is a messenger RNA of Carassius gibelio (silver crucian carp), 2421 nucleotides long. Its product is annotated as dysbindin domain-containing protein 1-like. The transcript has 4 exons. The record is from RefSeq and is a predicted model, not a curated record. Gene Ontology annotation, cellular component: cytoplasm. Gene Ontology annotation, biological process: negative regulation of protein kinase activity. Lineage: Eukaryota; Metazoa; Chordata; Actinopteri; Cypriniformes; Cyprinidae. The coding region runs from base 228 to 716 and encodes 162 amino acids.